Messenger RNA from Orycteropus afer afer, 3510 nucleotides. RefSeq names its product diacylglycerol kinase delta (gene DGKD). Gene Ontology annotation, molecular function: protein homodimerization activity; ATP-dependent diacylglycerol kinase activity; protein heterodimerization activity. The record is from RefSeq and is a predicted model, not a curated record. Gene Ontology annotation, biological process: diacylglycerol metabolic process; intracellular signal transduction; lipid phosphorylation. Lineage: Eukaryota; Metazoa; Chordata; Mammalia; Tubulidentata; Orycteropodidae.
AUGCCUUCCUUUGCUGAGACCGUCCUCAAAGAGGGGAUGCUGACCAAACAGAACAAUUCAUUCCAGCGAUCAAAAAGGAGGUACUUCAAGCUUCGAGGGCGGACGCUGUACUAUGCAAAGACUGCGAAGUCCAUCAUUUUUGAUGAGGUGGAUCUGACAGAUGCAAGUGUGGCCGAGUCCAGUACUAAAAACGUCAACAACAGCUUUACGGUCAUCACCCCUUGUCGGAAGCUCAUCCUGUGUGCCGACAACAGAAAGGAAAUGGAAGAUUGGAUCGCAGCACUGAAGACCGUGCAGAGCAGGGAGCACUUUGAGCCCACCCAGUACAGCAUGGACCACUUCUCAGGGACGCACAACUGGUACGCCUGCUCCCACGCGAGGCCAGCAUACUGCAACGUGUGCCGGGAGGCACUGUCUGGGGUCACCUCCCACGGGCUGUCCUGCGAGGUGUGCAAGUUUAAGGCCCACAAACGCUGUGCUGUACGCGCUACCAAUAACUGCAAGUGGACCACGCUGGCCUCCAUCGGGAAAGACAUCAUCGAGGAUGAAGAUGGGAUUUCCAUGCCGCACCAGUGGCUGGAGGGGAACCUCCCAGUGAGUGCCAAGUGCACGGUGUGUGACAAGACCUGUGGCAGCGUGCUGCGUCUGCAGGACUGGCGCUGUCUCUGGUGUAAGGCUAUGGUGCACACAGCGUGUAAGGAGUCGCUGCUGACCAAGUGCCCACUGGGCCUGUGCAAAGUGUCGGUCAUCCCCCCCACGGCACUCAACAGCAUCGACUCGGAUGGGUUCUGGAAGGCCACGUGUCCACCCUCUUGCACAAGCCCCUUGUUGGUCUUUGUCAACUCAAAAAGCGGCGACAACCAGGGUGUGAAGUUCCUUAGAAGAUUUAAGCAGCUGCUGAACCCUGCCCAGGUCUUUGACCUCAUGAAUGGAGGGCCACACCUCGGCUUACGGUUAUUCCAGAAAUUUGACACAUUCCGGAUUCUGGUCUGUGGAGGGGAUGGCAGUGUUGGCUGGGUCCUGUCUGAAAUCGACAGCCUCAAUCUUCAUAAACAGUGUCAACUGGGUGUGUUGCCCCUGGGGACCGGGAACGACCUGGCGCGCGUGCUGGGCUGGGGCUCAGCCUGUGACGAUGACACGCAGCUCCCCCAGAUCCUGGAGAAGCUGGAGCGGGCCAGCACCAAGAUGCUGGACAGGUGGAGCGUCAUGGCGUAUGAGACCAAGCUCCCGCGGCAGGCGUCCUCGUCCACUGUCACUGAGGACUUCAGCGAGGACUCUGAGGUGCAGCAGAUCCUGGUGUACGAAGAUUCGGUUGCAGCCCACCUGUCUAAAAUCCUGACUUCGGACCAGCACUCAGUGGUGAUCUCCUCAGCCAAGGUGCUCUGUGAGACCGUGAAGGACUUCGUGGCCCGGGUCGGGAAGGCCUACGAGAAAACGACCGAGAGCUCCCAGGAGUCAGAGGUCAUGGCCAGGAAGUGCUCUGUCCUGAAGGAGAAGCUGGACUCCCUCCUCAAGACCUUGGACGACGAGUCCCAGGCCUCCUCCUCUCUACCUAACCCUCCGCCUACCAUCGCCGAGGAGGCAGAAGACGGGGACGGGCCCAGCAGCGUCUGCAGCUCCUCGGGGGACCGCGCCCUGGGCCCAGCCGGCCCCUCCCGGCCACAGAUCUUCCGGCCUCGAGAGCAGCUUAUGCUCAGGGCCAACAGCCUGAAGAAGGCCAUCCGCCAGAUCAUUGAGCACGCGGAGAGAGCCGUGGACGAGCAGAAUGCCCAGACCCAGGAGCAGGAGGGCUUUGUCGCGGGUCUCUCUGAGUCGGAGGAAAAGAAGGAUCUGAGGACGGAUGACAGCGUGGGCCCCCCCCCAUCCAGCGAGAACUGUGGAGUCUCCAAAGGCAGGAGCCACCGCAAAGUGUCCAGGUCACCCUGUGAGAAGCUGAUAAGCAAAGGAAGCUUGUCCCUGGGCAGUUCGGCGUCGCUCCCCCCACAGACGGGAAGCCGGGACACCCUGCCGGCGCUGAACGCCAAGAUCCUGUACCCACAUGUUCGGGCUGGGAUGUCCGGCUCCUUGCCGGGGAGCUCCGUCAUCAGUCGCCUGCUGAUUAACGCUGACCCCUUUAACACCGAGCCAGACAACCUAGAGUAUUACACAGAGAAGUGUGUCAUGAACAACUACUUCGGCAUCGGCCUGGAUGCGAAGAUCUCCCUGGAUUUCAACAACAAGCGUGACGAGCACCCUGAGAAGUGCAGGAGUCGGACCAAAAACAUGAUGUGGUAUGGCGUUCUGGGGACCAAGGAGCUGCUGCACAGAACCUAUAAGAACCUGGAGCAAAAGGUCCUGCUGGAGUGUGAUGGACGCCCAAUCCCACUCCCCAGUCUUCAGGGAAUUGCGGUCCUCAACAUUCCCAGCUAUGCCGGAGGGACCAACUUCUGGGGGGGCACCAAGGAAGACGACACCUUUGCUGCCCCGUCAUUUGAUGACAAGAUCCUGGAGGUGGUGGCUGUGUUUGGCAGCAUGCAGAUGGCAGUAUCACGGGUGAUUAAGCUGCAGCAUCACCGAAUCGCCCAGUGCCGCACCGUAAAGAUCUCCAUCCUGGGGGACGAGGGGGUCCCUGUGCAGGUGGACGGGGAGGCCUGGAUCCAGCCCCCAGGCUACAUUCGGAUCAUCCACAAGAACCGGGCACAGACGCUCACCAGGGACAGGGCCUUUGAGAGCACCCUGAAGUCCUGGGAGGAUAAACAGAAGUGUGAGCUGCCACGGCCCCCGUCCUUCUCGCUGCACCCCGAGGUCCUGUCCGAGGAGGAGUCCACCCAGAUGAGCCAGUUUGGUCAGGCGGCAGGAGCUCUCAUCCACAGCAUCCGGGAGAUCGCACAGUCCUACCAGGAUAUGGAGCAGGAGCUCGCCCACGCUGUCAACGCCAGCUCCAACGCCAUGGACCGAGUCUACGGCAAACCCCGAGCCACAGAGGCCCUGAACUGCAGCUUUGUCCUGGAGAUGGUGAACAACAUCAGAGCACUGCGCAGUGAGACGGAGCUGCUCCUGGCUGGCAGGGUGGCCCUGCAGCUGGAUCCCCCCCAGAAGGAGCGGCUGGUGGCGGCUCUCGCUGAGACGGACCUGCAGCUCAGGAAGCUGGCGGAUGCCCCCUGGCUCUGCCAGCCCCCCGAGCCAGGGGAUGAGGAGGGUGCAGUGCUGGAUCUUUCCAAACGCAGCCGCAGCGGUAAAUUUCGCCUCGUGACCAAGUUCAAAAAGGAGAAAAACAACAAGAACAAAGCAGCCCGCAGCAGCCUGGGAGCCCCGGUGCACCUCUGGGGGACAGAGGAGGUGGCUGCCUGGCUGGACCACCUGAGUCUCUGUGAGUAUAAGGACAUCUUCACACGUCAUGACAUCCGGGGCUCCGAGCUCCUGCACCUGGAGCGGAGGGACCUCAAGGACCUGGGCGUGACCAAGGUGGGCCACAUGAAGCGCAUCCUGUGUGGGAUCAAGGAGUUGAGCCGGGUGGCCGCCGAGGCCUAG